UUUUAAAAACUUAAGUUUUUAAUGAUGAAAUAAAAGCUCUGAGCUUAACCGGAUGUAAAUACGUUUGUACCCUGACUGCUUCCGGUGACGUAGGGCUAGCUCCCGAUGCUACACGCGGGAAACAGCCGAAGCUGUUGAUCACGUUCACACGCAUCAGUCAUCACCUGUAGCAGAGAUGGGAGACACACUGGAGUUCAACGAGAUUUACCAGGAGGUUAAAGGCUCCUGGAAUGACGGGCGACUGCGUUUCAGCAAGCAGAAUGUGGUUUAUAAGAGCAACAAGACGGGGAAGGUGGACAGCAUCCCAGCUGGAGAGCUCAACCUGGCCCAGUGGAGACGAGUGUGUUUAGGUCACGGCAUCAAACUGGGCACCAGCACAGGCCAUGUAUACAAAUACGAUGGCUUCAGAGACACAGACUUGGAGAAGAUCUCUGAGUUUUUUAAGAACAACUACAAGGUGGAGCUGACAGAGAAGGACAUGUGUGUGAAGGGCUGGAACUGGGGAACAGCCAAAUUCUCAGGCCCUUUGUUGAUGUUUGACGUCAAUGACAACACAGCCUUCGAGGUCCCGCUAUCCAACGUGUCCCAGUGCGCCACAGGAAAGAAUGAAGUCACCCUGGAGUUUCACCAGAAUGACGACACUGAAGUCUCCCUCAUGGAGGUCCGGUUCUACGUCCCACCCAGCCAGGCCGAUGAACGUCAAGACCCUGUAGAGGCAUUUGCCCAGAAUGUCUUGUCAAAGGCUGAUGUGAUCCAGGCCACAGGAGACGCUGUGUGUAUCUUCAAAGAGUUGCAAUGUCUUACACCCAGAGGAAGAUAUGAUAUUCGUAUCUAUCCAACUUUCCUUCACCUCCACGGCAAGACCUUUGACUACAAGAUUCCUUACACCACUGUCCUCAGAUUAUUCCUGUUGCCACACAAAGACCAAAGACAGAUGUUCUUUGUUAUCAGUCUGGAUCCUCCAAUCAAGCAGGGUCAGACGCGUUAUCACUUCCUUAUCCUGCUUUUCUCCAAAGAAGAGGACAUAAACCUCACACUCAACAUGAGCGAGGAGGAUGUUGAACGUCGUUUUGAGGGUAAACUCAGUAAAAACAUGUCUGGGUCCUUGUAUGAGAUGGUCAGCAGAGUGAUGAAGGCCCUGGUCAACCGCAAGAUUACUGUGCCCGGCAACUUCCAAGGUCACUCGGGGGCUCAGUGCAUCACCUGCUCAUACAAAGCGUCCUCAGGCCUCCUCUACCCACUAGAGAGAGGCUUCAUCUACGUUCACAAACCUCCUGUGCACCUGCGCUUCGAGGAGAUCUCAUGCGUCAACUUUGCCCGUGGGACCACAACAACGCGUUCCUUUGACUUUGAGAUUGAGACCAAACAGGGAAACCAGUACACCUUCAGCAGCAUUGAGAGAGAAGAGUAUGGAAAACUCUUUGACUUUGUUAAUGCUAAGAAGCUAAACAUCAAAAACCGAGGAUUCAAGGAGGGUAUGAAGGGUAAGAUUGAUGAGUACAGUGACUCAGACGACGACCAGCACGAUGCUUACCUGGAGAGGAUGAAGGCUGAGGGCAAGAUCAGGGAGGAAGGAAACGACAGCGACGAUUCAGGCAGCGGCAGUGAUGAGUCAUUUAAUCCUGGAGAGGAAGAUGAUGACAUUGCAGAAGAGUACGACAGCAAUGCCUCCGCCAGCGACAGCAGUGAAGAAGGGGAUGAAAGUGAAGAUGAGGGUGCAAAGAAGAAGAAAGCCAAGAAAGCCAAAGUGGUGAAGGAGAAAAAAGAGAGGAAACCACGCAAAGAGAAGAAGCAGAAAGAUGCCGGUGGUCCUAAGAGGCCAAUGAGUGCUUACAUGCUGUGGCUGAACUCUAGUCGGGAGCGAAUCAAGUCAGAGAACCCCGGCAUCUCCAUCACAGAGAUCUCCAAGAAGGCCGGAGAGAUGUGGAGACAACUGGGCAAAGAUGAGAAGGAGGAAUGGGAAACAAAAGCAGGAGAGGCCAAGAGGCAGUAUGACAAAGCAAAGCUGGAGUACAAAGAGAGUGGUGGAGGGUCGGCCUCCAGUUCCAAGAAGGAGAGUAAAAAGUCUGCAGGUAAAAAGGACGAGAAGAAGAGGAAGUCUGCUGGAGGAGACAAGGACCGAGAGCGAGGAGGAGGAGGAGGCAACGACAGCUUCAAAAGCAAAGAGUUUAUCGAAACCAGCGAGGAGAGUUCAUCAGAUUCUGACCACAAAAGCAAGUCAAAGAGGAAGAAGGAAUCAGAUGAUGAUGAGGAGGAAGAAGCUAUUUCCACACCCGCCAGCUCAGAGGAAGAGUCUGACUAAAAACCCAUUUUAUUCAUCUUUCAAAAAACCAAGGACCAAGGAUUUCUCAUCACAUGAACUGGCAGAUCAGCGGAUUCAAGCUUCAUCACAACAAACUCUUCUCUGAAUCUAAAUCUCAUGUGUCAAUUGAUAUUCCAGUGGGAUUUCGUGACAUCUCAGAUGUUGUGGUAUGCAAAUGUACCUCUUUUCAAAGAAACCUUCAAGGUUUUUUUUUUUUUUUUCAAUUAUCACCCAGGGGUGAUGUAUGUUUGUAGAAUUACAGCAGAAAGAGGAUUGUAGGAGUUAUUAGUUUAUUCGUGUGGUUUUUCGUUGUAGAGCAUUUAAACACCCGCAUUUACGUGUAUUUUGUGUUUUGCCAUCUCAUGUUUUCAGGCAUAACUAAUAAAUAAAUGAAUCUUUUUCAAUAA
Molecule: messenger RNA, 2709 nt
Organism: Betta splendens (Siamese fighting fish)
Lineage: Eukaryota; Metazoa; Chordata; Actinopteri; Anabantiformes; Osphronemidae
Gene: ssrp1a
Product: structure specific recognition protein 1a
Exons: 18
Coding region: 176-2302 (708 amino acids)
Cellular component (GO): nucleus; FACT complex
Molecular function (GO): histone binding; nucleosome binding; DNA binding
Source: RefSeq, a predicted model, not a curated record